CGUCUCGAGAGGUGGCUGGACGGCGCAGGAUACAAACCAACUGGAGGGGUGGAGCACCAUGGGGCUCGGGACGUCGACGUUCGUGAGUCCGUUCUCAACGUGCAGUAACGUUCUCAGCAAUCCGCGCGUCACACAAGCGACGUGUUCGGGAGUGUGGGAUGCGAAAGCUUCCGUGUGCACGAUCCAAGUGCCAUUGAUGCUCUCACCGCAGUGCAAGCAACUGGGCGGCGUGUGGAUUCCAGUCGCACCGAUGCCUCCGAGGCCAACGCCACCUACGACGACCAUGCCGGGAACCACGGCGCCGGUAACUGAAAUAGGCACAACAUUACCGCCACCGACCACGCCGCCACCAACCACGCCGCCACCGACCACGCCGCCACCGGAGACGCCGCGUCCAUCAACGCCUGCCCCGACAACGACGUCGCCACCGACGCCACCACCGGCGCAGACGGCGACGACGUGCGCCUGCACCAUGGGGUCGGCGUGUCCGUCGUCGGGCAUGUGCGGCGGGUGCCUCGCCAACGGCGUAUGUACGAGUGCGUUCUCUGUGGCAGCUGACUGCGUCGUCUUGAACGUCGGUGCCAAGUGGUGCGGCAAGUGAGCUCUUUGCGGCCUGGACGCGUGUUGAUUGAAGGAAAUUCAACCAUCUAUUUCUACAGCAAUUAACUCCAAGACAAAUGUUGUUGAUGCCGUCACGCUUCCAUCCUUGCGUGAUACCAUCA
This is a messenger RNA of Saprolegnia diclina VS20, 722 nucleotides long. RefSeq lists its product as hypothetical. The coding region runs from base 59 to 601 and encodes 180 amino acids. NCBI's taxonomy places the organism in Eukaryota, Oomycota, Saprolegniomycetes, Saprolegniales, Saprolegniaceae. The transcript has a single exon. The record is from RefSeq and is a predicted model, not a curated record.